AUGACCGAUCCCUCUUUUGAAUCUGUUCCUUGUCCCAUCACCACCACCACCACCACCACGACCGACUCCUCCUUUUCCGACACUCGCCCUGCACCCCUAGCCACCUUGAUGCCCACUGCUUCUACGCCGCUCCAUCAGCAGCAGCACCCUGGGUCAGACGCACCACCGCAUUCCAGCACCUCUCGCGCCGCCGUUCACUUUUCGGCACUUCCGUCGGCGACAGACCAGCUGCUGGAAUCCAAUACAGACACCUCCGCUCCUCCGCUCUCUCUUCGUGGCAUUCAUCGCUCUCUCGCCGCGCACCUUCAACAUCGCACUCCACCGCGUCAGUCUCGUCCAUACGCCGCAGACAUUAGCAGCACUUCAGAGUCUUCAGGUUCGCCUAGACAGCGCCUCUCCACCAUCUUUCAGAGGCGCAGUAGCAAGCAUCCUCAGAAUCGCAUCGACACCGCUUGCGAGUCAGCUCAGAUCGAAGCCCAUCCUGACCCUCCAUCUCUUGCUCCCAACCUUGAACGCAUCGGUACGCACUCGGCAGGACUCGUGACCGGCUCACUCCUCCCUCGUAGGAGAUCAUCCAAGCGAGACCAGGUCAGGAUGGUUGGCUCCCACCUUCAACAUGCCUUCCGCUCCUGGUUCAAGGAGACCGAGAAGGACGGCACUCCACUUCUGCCCGUGCAGCUCUCGAAAAAGUACGACGUGCUACCCCAGGUGCUUGGCCAAGGCUCCUUUGCCGUUGUCAAAGCUGUCGUCGAGAAAUCCACUGGCACACAGCGUGCACUCAAGAUCAUCGCCAAGAAGCCGCUCAAGGACAACAACGAGAAGAUGCUCAAGGAGGAGAUCACCAUCCUUGGCAAGGUGGAGCACCCCAACAUUAUCAAGAUGUGGGACCUCUACGAGACCAAAGAAGGCGUCUUCAUUGUCACUGACCUCUGCCGUGGCGGAGAGCUCUUUGACCGUCUCGUCGAAAAGGUCCACUACAACGAGUUGGACGCCCGCCACAUCAUGAAGCAGAUCCUCGAGGGCGUCGCCUACCUCCACGAGCACGACAUCAUCCACCGUGAUCUCAAGCCCGAAAACAUCCUGUUGCGUGACAAGUCCGACCCAAGCGACAUUGUCAUCUCCGAUUUCGGCCUUUCGCGCUUUAUUCCAGAUGAGGGCUUGCUCAUGACCGCGUGCGGCUCUCCGCAGUAUGUCUCGCCCGAGGUGCUGCUUGGCAAGGGCUACAAUGCUGCCGUCGAUAUAUGGUCUUGCGGUGUCAUUGCCUAUGCGCUUCUGGGCGGUUACACGCCCUUCUACGGCGAAGACCAGCCCACUCUCUUCCAGCAGAUCAUCAAGAUGCAAGUCGAGUUCGAGCCAGAGUACUGGUCCGAGGUCUCUGACACAGCGAAGGACUUCAUCCUUCGCUGCCUCUGUCCCGCAGACAAGCGCAUCACCGCACGCGAGGCUCUCGCUCACCCAUGGCUCGCCAAUCUACCUCCACUGCACGAGGAGAGUGCCAAGGGCGCCUGCCUCAAGGACCGCGCCCUUCGCAACCUCACCGCCAUGCGCAAGCUUCGCAAAGCCGUUACCGCUGUCGAAGCCGUCAACCAUCUGCAGCGACUGCACGCGCUUCGUCAACAGAACGGCGGAGCGUUGCCUCAGAAGCAGCAGUCUCUGCUCAGUGUUGCAAGCUACAUCCAGUCGUACAAACGCGGCAAUUCGCUGCUGCCCGAUACUCUCGAAGACGAUUCAGCCGCCUCCCCACCACCCGAACCCGAUGUCACUACGGUCCCUAUGGCGGUCGAGCCCACAGAAAUGCACUCUGCGACAGACAAGGAACGUACAAAAGAGCGCGGAGAUUCCGCCAUGGCCCUCGACUUGACCGUCAUGAUGGCCAUCAUGCCUGAAAGCUGGGGCCGUCCGGCGUCCACGCCCAUUUCCAAUGCUGCGCAGGGCGGUGCAUCGGGUACGGCAGCAGUGGCGGAGGCUGCCGAGUCCACAGUCAACCGCGGCCGCGACCCGACUGCAGAGAACGCCGACUCUAGCAAGGACAACAACGAAGGAGCAGCUGAUGGGCAGGCGAGUCCUUCCGCUUCGUCUACGGGCCAAUCGGAAGCCACCGUUCGGCCAUCAGCGGCCCCACAGGCUGCCUCAGCCGGCCAAACUCGUCGUACCAGCAGUUCUGUCAACCGCAAAGACAACGAGUCAACAAAGACGCUCACAUCGCUCUUGGACCAGUACAAAAAAACCGAACUCCCCGCUUCAGCGCGUCUUAACCCGACCGCCAAGAGGACGCAGCCGACCAAACUUACCUUCAGCAACGCUUGGCGCUACUUACCCUUCCUCGUUUCGCAAGGUGUCACCAUCGGCACUGCAGUCGCAUCGCACGCCAUCUACGGACCAGCUAAGAAGUCGUGGGGUAUCGAGACCUCCAUCCUCACCCGAGUUUUGCGUGACGUCGCCGAUUACUCCGAAUUCGCUUCCAUCGAAGGUCUGCAGAGCUUCUUUGAUCUGGGUGCCUUCCUGCCCACACCCAAGGACGGUCUGAUCACUCCGGUGACGUUCCGCGUCAAGAAGCGCGGCUUGCGCGGCUUUCUCGCCGAAGCAGAUGCCGCCGAGGAUGGCAAGCGUGAGAUCAGCGCAGAAUGGGUCGUCGGCAAACAGACCUGGCGUCGACUCCAGGCAGAGUGGCGCAGCGGUAAACAGAAGGGCAAGGAACGUGUCAUCCUCUACAUCCAUGGAGGCGCCUACUUUGUCAUGUCGGCUGCCACGCAUCGUCCGCUCACCAUCUCGCUCUCCAAGUACACCGAGUGCCGCGUCUUUGGCAUUAAUUACCGCCUCGCGCCCGAGACCAAGUUCCCAGGCGCACUGCAUGACUGCGUCGCAUCCUACUUCCGUCUGACUGACGAUCUAGGCAUCCCGCCCAGCAACAUUGUGCUCGGAGCUGACAGCGCUGGUGGCGGCCUUGCUCUUGCUCUGAUGUUGUAUCUCCGCGACAACGACUAUGAGAUGCCCAGCGGCGCUAUGCUCUUCAGCCCUUGGGUCGAUCUGACCAUGUCCUGCGACUCUUGGGAUACCAACGCCGAGUUCGAUUACCUGCCCAUGCCCAAGUCGGGCGACCACAUGAACCCAGUCUUUGCAUAUCUCGGAGAAAACAUCGACAAGUACCUCACCCAUCCCUACGUUUCUCCGCUCUUUGGUGACUUGCACGGUCUUCCUCCCCUGCUCAUUCAGUGUGGAGACGCCGAAGUGCUGCGUGACGAGGUGACGCUGCUAGCCCACAAGGCAUCUCUGUCAGGCGUCGCUGUCCGCCACGAGCUCUACGAGGACUGUGUCCACGUCUUCCAAGCUUUCCUGUUCCUCGACGCAAGCCGCAAAGCCCUGCAGAGUGCGAGACACUUUGUACGCACCGCGCUCGACAAGCGAGGCAAGUCGCGAUCCUCGUCGGCCACCAAACGCAGCGAGGCGGCUGUCAACAAAGAGAUGGCCGGCAGCUCAAUGCAGACGCCACAGGGCGACAAGGCCAACCCAGCGACCGGAGAAAAGCAAUCCGCGACUGCCUCGUCAGGCUCGUCUGCUUCCAAGGGCAAGGCGCCGAGCGGCACCCUCACGCCCAGCACUUCCUCCGACGCGGUGGACGGCGGGAUCAAGGAGAUGGUUUCGUUGCCGCACUCGCGCUCUGACGGCGAUGUCGACGUUGACGACGACGAUGACGAUGCGGAAGCAGGCGCCCUUCCUGCUGGUGAAGAGGAAUGGGAGCUGGACGGACGGCCCUCGGGCGAAGAGCACAGGCCUCCGCAGGCACAAGCUGCCGGGCUGCCGGCCAGGGUAGCGCAGAAAGCGCUCGGUGUCGACGAUAAAGCAGUCACGGAAGCCACAAGCGAGGGCACCAAGCAAGAAAAGCAAAAGGAGAAGCAGGAAGGUGCAUCCGAGUCGUCCGGUCGCGAACCGUCGUUGCUUCAGAUGUCAAUCGAAGAGGCGCGCCUGCGCGGCCAAGCAGGAAUGCAGCAGCAGCUCUCGUCGGAUGCCCCUGCACUCAGCAAGUUCCAUGCUCCCGCCAAGCCACUGACGCCCAAGAUGCGACGCUCCAGCAGCGGCAAGGAGCUCACUACCCUGCUCAAGUCGUUUGAGGAGAGCAAUAAGAGCGGCGGUUCCGGUCUCAAGACCAACGUCUGGACGCCCUCCAACCCUUGA
Messenger RNA from Sporisorium graminicola, 4173 nucleotides. RefSeq lists its product as uncharacterized. The transcript has a single exon. Gene Ontology annotation, biological process: cellular response to oxidative stress; protein phosphorylation. NCBI's taxonomy places the organism in Eukaryota, Fungi, Basidiomycota, Ustilaginomycetes, Ustilaginales, Ustilaginaceae. The coding region runs from base 1 to 4173 and encodes 1390 amino acids. Gene Ontology annotation, molecular function: ATP binding; calcium/calmodulin-dependent protein kinase activity; hydrolase activity. The record is from RefSeq and is a predicted model, not a curated record.